Glycine soja is the source of this 1827-nucleotide messenger RNA. Its product is annotated as low-temperature-induced 65 kDa protein-like. The record is from RefSeq and is a predicted model, not a curated record. Lineage: Eukaryota; Viridiplantae; Streptophyta; Magnoliopsida; Fabales; Fabaceae. The transcript is spliced from 5 exons. The coding region runs from base 20 to 1561 and encodes 513 amino acids. Gene Ontology annotation, biological process: response to abscisic acid; response to stress.
UUUUCUUCUGUUUUCAAUCAUGGAUUCAGGAGCUGUUCAAAGUGAAGUACAUGAGAACGAUGAACAUUACCCCCACAUUGUUGUCUCAGAGCAAGUGACACAUGGUGCAGAAGAAGACCACUUUGAUGAGGAGAAGAAGUCUGUUCUGAAUAAGGUAAAGGCAAAGGCUAAGAAAAUUAAGGACACGAUUAAGAAGCAUGGCCAUCAAGUGCUUGAUCGUGGUCAUGUGUAUAACAAUGAAGAUCAGCAUACCCUUGAUGAUGAUGACUUAGAGGAGGAUGAAGAAAUGGCUGAAGACCCACAAGUUCAUGAAACACCAAUUCAAGAAAGUGAAGAUGUUAAAACUGCUAUACCUACAUCUGAGCAACUCGAAUAUUUAGGGAAGUCAGGAAUUGAUUUUGGAGGCACAGCAGUUAUGGGAGAAGAACCUCGUCAUGAUGCAUUACUUGGAGGCAUUUCUUCAGCUACUGAAAUUGAUCAAAACAUAGCGAAAACAUUUUCUGUGGAAGAGAAAGCAGAGAUACCUAAGGAAAAUUUGGAGAGGUCAAUAGGCUUGGAGGAAGCGCCUCAUGCUCCAGGAAGUACAAUUGAGGCAUAUACCCCUCCCAAUUAUGAAACCAAAAUCACUGAUCCAAGUGUGAUAGGAAAGGAUGAAAUAGAAGAAAUCACACCAGUUGAGGAAUCUUUUGCGAAAAUGAAUGUGCAUGAAAAACCUACUCCAGAACCAAUCGUUCCUCUUGCUGAAAAACAUGAUCAGUUUGUGUCACACCUCUCUGCUGCAACACAAACUCGGUAUCCUUCUUCUGAAAGUCAUGAUGAUCAGUUCAAGCAGGAAACAACAUCCACAAAUAUCAACAGAAACCUGGAAAAUCCCACAGAAACUGGAAUAACUUUCAACACCAUCACAACCACAGUUGAAGAACAACCACACUACGAAGCAAACAUUGAUGAAGUUGUCUCUCCUAAAGAUGUCAUAGAUUCUGAGGCAGGUUCAGGAGAGAAAGUUGAGAUAAAGGACAAGGUGGUAACAAAUGAAGAGCAAGGGGAUGCUUCUAACAUGCCUGACUCAACUGCACAACAUGGAAAGAACAUUGCUCACUCUCUGUCAGAGAAAUUAGCUCCAGUUUAUGAUAAGGUUGCAGAGGUGGGAGGUGCAGUGAAGUCCAAAGUGACUAGAACUAGCACUGGUGGUGUUGGAACUGAGACAAAAAAUGAGGUUUCUGUGAAGGAUUAUUUGUCUGAGAAGCUAAAGCCUGGUGAAGAAGACAAGUCACUUUCUGAGGUAAUUUCAGAAGCUUUACAUAAGAGGAAGGAAGAGCCAGUGAAAAAAGAGGAUGAAAACUUGAAUGGUGGGGAUGACAAAAUGUGUGAAGAGAGCAGUGUGAAGAGUCCAGGGAAAGGUGUGGUUGGCAAGCUUAAGGGUGUUGUUGGCUCUUGGUUUGGCAAAUCUGAGGAAAAAGAUUUAUCCAAGAGUACAAAUUCUGGUGCUGAAGUGGAACAGGUUCAUCAGGUUGUUGGUGGAAACAAGAGUAGUCCAUUUGAAGAACAAGGGACUCGCUAAAUUUCUUCAUGGAUAUUGGAUUAUACAUGUGUGCUGUGCUUUUCCUUGUGAUUAGAUAUUUGUAUAUGUUGGAUUCAUGUGUAAGUUAUUAUAUGUUUGUGUAGAUGUGGAAUUUGCAUUAUGAUAUUGUAGUACUGAAGCAGAUAAUAAUACUUGGUUAUUAUAAGGUUAAAUGCAAAAAAAAAAAAAAAAAACAGUGGCAAUAUAUGCAACUGUAUUCUGUGAUUGUAUUUUACUAAAUUCAAUGUCCCAUAUGCUAAUGUGUA